This is a messenger RNA of Chenopodium quinoa (quinoa), 2445 nucleotides long. RefSeq lists its product as uncharacterized. The transcript is spliced from 11 exons. The record is from RefSeq and is a predicted model, not a curated record. The coding region runs from base 559 to 2124 and encodes 521 amino acids. Lineage: Eukaryota; Viridiplantae; Streptophyta; Magnoliopsida; Caryophyllales; Amaranthaceae. Gene Ontology annotation, cellular component: nucleus; cytoplasm.
GAAUAUAAUUAGAUUUACAUUAAAAAAAACAAAACAAACUUACAAUGCCAAGCGGUGGCUGAUGCAGCGUGCAGAAGGGCGGUGGGCGUCUAGUGUCUGGUGGACGUGGUGGUCGCCUGAGAGCGUGAGGGAGGAAGGCUUGCUGGGAGGGUGUCGGCCGAGAGUCUCUGAGAGCAGAGAGAGUGAGGGAGUUACGGAACUUAGGGUUACUGAGGCAUGAGGGUUAGAGAUGAAAAGUCAGGGAUGGGUUGUUUUGAUUUUUGAAAAAAAAAAAUCACAAUUUCCCGGGUUUCAGGUCCGGACCUGAAAACCCCGGUUUUGGACCUGAUCCGGACCGGAACCGGAAACCUUGAUUUUCAAGGACCAGGAGCGGACCUGAAUCUACAGGUCCGGAUCAGGUCCGGUCCCAACAGGUCCGGUUCAGGCCGGUUUUCAGGUCCGGUCCUUUUUAUAUUCACCCCUACUUAAGGCCAUCAGCAUUCUGCCCUCCCUACCCUCCCUAAGAAAACUUUGUCGGCCAAACCAAAAAAAAAAAAAAAGUAAAGAAAGAGCAAAUUCAUGCAAAUCAACCGCGCUAAAUCAAAGAAAUCAAACCCAAAUCUUGUGUCACUUAGUUCAGUGAAGAUGCGGAACGGCAGAGUUUCAUCCAAGAAAUCAUCUUUGUUAACUCGCACUCUCUAUAUAAUUCUUCUUUUUGCUAUUUCAAUCUUCUUCUUUCUCCUAUAUUCUAAGGAUGUUUUAGAAGAUGAACAAAACCCACUUUUUAAUAAUGAUUUUCAGUCUAUUUCUAACCCUCAUCAUCAAUCUGAGCAGAUAAGGAGUCCUGUGCACUAUGUUGAUGAGCAUUUACCAGCUCGGACUUUCAGCCGUGACCUGCGCCCUUGUGUCAAGCCUACUGCUAGAUACCAAGUUGCUCAGGAAUCUAACAGAUAUUUGACUGUAAAAAGCAAUGGAGGGCUAAAUCAAAUGCGUACUGGUAUUGCUGAUAUGGUGGCUGUGGCACGCAUUAUGAAUGCAACCCUGGUGAUUCCCACUCUGGAUAAACGUUCAUUUUGGCAGGAUUCAAGUGUAUUUGGGGACAUAUUUGAUGAGCUCUAUUUCAUGAGAAGCUUGCAUCAGGAUGUGAGAAUUGUGAAGGAACUUCCUAAACAGCUGGAAUCUGCUCCUCGAGCCCGCAAACACUUUGGUUCCUGGUCAGGGAUGAGCUAUUAUGAGAAUAUGACACAUUUGUGGAGGGAAUAUCAGGUGAUUCAUGUUGCAAAAUCAGAUUCUCGGCUUGCAAAUAAUGAUCUGCCUCUUGACAUUCAAAGGCUCCGAUGCCGUGCUCUAUACCAUGCUUUACAUUUCUCUCCCCCUAUUGAACAUUUGGGCAAGAGGCUUGUGGAGCGGCUAAGGUCACGUGAGGGUCAGUACAUUGCUCUUCAUCUUAGAUAUGAGAAGGACAUGCUUGCUUUUACUGGGUGUACCUAUGGUCUUUCUGAUGCAGAAUCUGAGGAGUUGAGGAAUAUGAGGGAGAACACACACCACUGGAAAGUAAAGAAAAUAAACUCCACAGAGCAGAGGAAUGCAGGCCUUUGUCCACUUACACCCAGAGAGGUUGGGAUCUUUAUUAAGGCUCUUGGUUAUCCUCCGUCAACGUUAAUUUAUAUUGCUGCCGGAGAGAUUUAUGGAGGUGCUAAGCGAUUGGCUGAGCUGACUUUGCGAUUUCCUAAUGUGAUUUUUAAAGAAAUGCUGGCUACCCAAGAUGAAUUAGGAGCUUUUUCCCAUCAUGCUACUCAAGCUGCUGCUAUUGAUUAUAUCAUUUCUGUGGAGAGCGAUGUGUUCAUUUCUUCUCAUUCAGGGAACAUGGCAAGAGCAGUUGAGGGUCAUAGGCGGUUCCUGGAGCACAGAAAGACAAUUACGCCUGACAGGAAGGGUCUAAUUGAAGUAUUCGAUAAGUUGGAUUCUGGAAAACUACAGGAAGGGCCAUCCGUAUCCAAUAUUGUCAAAAGGAUGCACAGGAAUAGGCAAGGGGCUCCAAGGAAAAGGAGUGUCCCUCCACCAGGAAUUAAGGGCAGAGCACGAUUCCGGUUUGAAGAAUCAUUUUAUCAGAAUCCGUACCCAGAAUGCAUAUGCAAGUCAUAGGAUCAUUUGCUGCAACUUUAACAUGAAUUCUUUUUUGUGAAUCUGCUGAUGGUUUUAUGACUCCAGAGUAUUUUUUUGGGCAUGGCUUCACCUUAUGUCCUUGUCACGAAUGUGCAAAAAUGAGCUAGGAUAUAUGUUACUUUCCCUUUGUUGUAAAAAUAUAUAUCUACAAUUUUGUUAUCAUUUUUUUUGGUAAUUCUUUUUGUUUCAUUACAUCAUUUAGAGGAUUAGGGCUCUAAAUUGGGUUAAUGUUGUACAUUUUACAUUCUGAUUGCGGCAUCAUCAGCUACUAAAUUAGCUUCUCGAGCUUUUUAUUCGUUA